AUGACUUGUAAAACUCCGUGGGCUGAGAUUGUCCUCUGGCAGAAUGGAAAAGUUGUGAGUUUUGAGAAAAAUUAUAUUGUUUUAGGUAUCAAAUCAAAAAUCUCAAAUUUUCUGAUCAAAAGUUUAUUUUAGCUCCAUUCUUUUUUGGCGGAGGACCAUUCAGUCGAAAUCGGCAAGCAGUUUCUCGUUUCAAGCGCAUUCCAGAAUACAGGUAACGAUUUAUAUUAUACUUGACACCUUGAUGUUUAGAACCUAGUAUUUGUACCAUAACCAAGGUGAAGAAUGGAUGCGAGGUGAAGAAUAUGUCAUUCCAAGCAAUCUACGUUAUUACUGAUUCAAAUCACCGGACUGGGCAUGGAAGUCACAACAAACAUACACCGAAAGAUCUGGCCAAAGGUGGGCAUCUAAAAUAAGGUUGAUUUUGUCGAAAGAUGAUGGCGAAAUUAUAUGAAUUUAUUUGAAGAAGAUCUUUGAGGGCUUUUUAAAGCUUUUUCGAUCUAGUUUGAGGUUGAAAGAAGUGUUGUUUUAGGUGAAAGUUGGAUGCUGUUCUGGGAAACCUCUUUCAAUCGGCAACUAAAAGAAGCGGCAACAUUCGAAGACCUCCAGGAUAAGGGACUACAGUCUAUGUGCUUCUCCAAGCUCGAAUUCAAGAGAAAUGGAGAGCAUUUUGGAAUAGGCAUCACGUUCGUGGAGGCCUGGGACAAAAUUCGAAAAGCUUCGGCCGCCAAAAUGUUCGGCUUGGAGAAUGGAGAAUUGUAAGAUAUUUAGAGUGCCAUUGGGGUUGGUUAGGAGAAAUUUCAGCCAAGAAUUGGGAGAUUUUCGAAAAAAAUUCGAAAAUUUUUGCUUGGUCCCCCCUUGGCAUAAUUUUUUUUUAAAAAAUUUUCUGAAAAGCUUUAUAGACCUCUCUAAGAAUGGCUGUAGCUUUUGAAGAAUUAAUUCUACGUUUGAACAUGUUUAUUCUCAGAAAUCGCACAGUUUCCCUCUCCCAAUCCGAUGCCCAGAGAUUCAAACUCCCAGUUUUCCGUCCCAGCUCCUCACCCUUGCGAAAUCGCGCUUUGCCAACGAUUUCGGACAGAGAAGAAGUCAGAAGCAGGAAGUCGUCGAUAGUCAGAGAUAUGGUCAACUCUUUUACUGUGAGUUUUGUUGGUUUUUUGAAUGAAAAGUGGUGUAAAGCAAAAUAUUGGGAAAAUUGAGGGGUUUUCAUGGUCUCAGAGCACAUUUUAAGGCCGAUUGAAGGCUUAUAACACAAGAUUUUUCUUCAAUGGGAGUAUUUUUUUGUUAAAUUUUAGACCAAGUACAAUAUAAUUUUUUCGAUUUUUUUCCAAAAAUUUUUUCAUUUUUUUAGACCCAAAUGGAGAACAAAGAGAACCAUUUGACCCCAACACUCGGAAACAGCUGCAUAACCCCGAAAAAUGACCUUAUCGGACAUCCACCCCGGUCCUCGGCCAGAAAAUUGAGUCAACUUUAUUCGGCGACCAAAAAACCGAUCCUCCAACAGAGUCUGAUCGAGCUGGACGAAGAGAUAAAACUCCUCGAUUUGGCCGUCCUGAAGAUUAUGCACAAACCGGGGGGCCAACACACACCCAACCUGGGUUAUAAAAAGAUUUCGCAUCGAAGUGAGGCGUCGGAGUCAAGUCCCGACGAAUUUAUGCUCAAAUCGGAGCUGAUUAAACCAAAAAUCCGCACCUUUUCGGCGGGAACGUUGCAUCCGGACGUGUAG
Molecule: messenger RNA, 1720 nt
Organism: Bursaphelenchus xylophilus (pine wood nematode)
Lineage: Eukaryota; Metazoa; Nematoda; Chromadorea; Rhabditida; Aphelenchoididae
Source: the annotation of a GenBank genome assembly